GGAACGCAUUGCACGCAGGCUAUAGGGAGCAGCACAACUCGAGGACGUCUUACAUCGAUGGAUCGCAAAUCUACGGAGUGAACGAAGACGCGGUCCGCCUGCUCCGGGCGAUGAAAGAUGGUCUCCUGAGGUCGCAGUCAGUGAACGGCGACACUCUCCUGCCUGCGAGCAUGGAGCCAGCAAUGGACAACUGCAGCCACCACGGGGACAGCGGAAUGUGCUUCCACGCCGGUGACGUCAGAGCGAACCAGAAUGUCGGCCAGGUGACCAUGCACACGAUCUGGAUGCGCGAGCACAACAGGAUCGCGCGGAAGCUGCACGCUGUCAACCCCGACUGGGACGACGAACGGCUCUUCCAGGUCACGAGGCAAGUCGCGCUUUUUCGCUUGAGGAUCGUGCAGGGCCGCCUGCAGCACCUCGUGUUCGGCGGCUGGGCGACGACAGUCCUGGGCGGAGCGCUGACCGCCAGGUACCGCCUGCGCCCGAGGCGCCAGGGCUACACCCGCUACGACCCCGGCGUGGACGCGACCCUGCUCAACGAGUUUGCCGCCGCCGCGCUACGAUUCGGCCACACCACCGUCAACAGGCGGUUUGAGCUACUGCACUCCAACUGGACAGACGCUGGUAACGAGAGGCUGGCGGGGCGCUUUUUCGCCCCAUUCCCCGUUGUGCAAUCUCUCUGGGACAACCUCGCCAGGGGACUAAUGCGACAGCCAAUGAAUGCCUUCAGCAGGCACGGCGACCGCGCGCUGAUCGCGAUGGCGUUGUCUCGGCCGGGUGAUCUGUUUGGCGUCGACUUGUUCGCCACCGACAUCCAGCGCGGGCGGGACAACGGCAUCAGACCUUACGCCGACUACGUGCGGCUCUGUCAUGGCCUGGAGCUCACCACCUUCGAUGACCUUCACCUCAAAGGACUCAUGCCCGAGGACGUAGCCAGGCUAUUUGCGAAGAUUUACGAGGACGUUCGAGACGUGGACCUCUUCUCGGCUGCCAUUAGCGAGUACCCAUUGGCGGAUGCCAGCAUGGGGCCGACCAUGGCGUGCAUCGUCGCGGAUUCCCUGGGCAGGCUCAAGUGGGGCGACCGGUUCUACUACGAGCACGGUGGACAGGCCGGUUCAUUCACGCCUGGUCAGUUACGAACGAUUCGGCAGACAACGCUGGCCAAAAUCGUCUGCGAGAACACCGAAGGGACGGACACCAUUCAGCGCCAUGCCUUCCUUCUCCCCAGCAAAGAGUAUGUUUGA
Dermacentor albipictus is the source of this 1244-nucleotide messenger RNA. The record is from RefSeq and is a predicted model, not a curated record. NCBI's taxonomy places the organism in Eukaryota, Metazoa, Arthropoda, Arachnida, Ixodida, Ixodidae.